CUUUGAUCUUCUCUUUUUUCAAGGCGGUCCUAUGGCAGAGAAGCAGCUGAUCGUGGCCGUUGAAGGCUCCGCGGCCAUGGGCCCCUUCUGGCAGACGAUCCUUUCUGAUUACCUUGAAAAGAUCAUCGGGUCUUUUUGUGGUGGUGACUUAACUGGGCAGAAACCUUCACCUUCUAAUAAUGUCGAGCUCUUACUGGUCACAUUUAAUUCUCAUGGAUCUUAUUCUGCUUGCUUAGUGCAACGGACUGGCUGGACAAGAGAUGUUGACAUCUUUUUACAAUGGUUAGCGGCCAUUCCUUUUGCUGGUGGUGGCUUCAAUGACGCUGCAAUUGCAGAAGGUCUUUCUGAAGCUUUAAUGAUGUUCCCUUAUGCUCCAAAUGGAAGCCAACCUCAACAAAAUAUAGAUGGACAAAGGCAUUGUGUUCUUAUUGCAGCAAGUAACCCUUAUCCCUUGCCAACACCAGUCUAUCGACCACAAAUACAAAAUUUGGAGCAGAGUCAAUAUAUUGAUCCACAAACAGAAAGUUGCCUAUCUGAUGCAGAGACAGUUGCGAAAUCAUUUCCUCAAUGCUCUGUUUCUCUGUCUGUCAUCUGUCCAAAAUAGCUGCCAAAAAUUAAGCAAUCUACAUUGCGGUAAGAAUGUUGAUCUCUCUUUAUCUCUCUCUCUCUCUUUCUCAUGGUGAUGGGGUUGUAAAUGAGCCAAGCCUUGAGUAGUGACUUGGCCUGACUCGUUUGCUUUAAUUCGAGUUCAAGCCUGAUUUUGAGGCUUGUUUGCUAAACAUGAUGUGUUUGAGCUCAUUAAUACUUAGCUCAUUUAAGGUCGCAAGUUGACUCGUGAGUCAACUCAUUUCUAAGCCCAUGAACUAGCUUUUUUA
Messenger RNA from Hevea brasiliensis (rubber tree), 875 nucleotides. Its product is annotated as mediator of RNA polymerase II transcription subunit 25-like. Gene Ontology annotation, cellular component: mediator complex; transcription regulator complex. The transcript is spliced from 6 exons. Gene Ontology annotation, biological process: positive regulation of transcription by RNA polymerase II. The record is from RefSeq and is a predicted model, not a curated record. The coding region runs from base 32 to 604 and encodes 190 amino acids. Lineage: Eukaryota; Viridiplantae; Streptophyta; Magnoliopsida; Malpighiales; Euphorbiaceae.